AUGUUUUCUUUAGCAAAAGAAGUCGUUUCAUUAUGUAAAAAAAAACCAAAUCCAUCACUUAAGAUAAUGAUUGUAGGUAUUGAUGGUGCUGGUAAAACAUAUUUCGAAGAAUAUUUUGGUUCUAUCAUUGGUCAUACUCCAUUACAAGAGGUUUAUGAAAUGACAACAAUUGGAGUAAAUACAAAAGUUGUUCAAUACGGUGGAUUUGAAUUGUCUUUAUGGGACAUAGGUGGUACAGACUCAUUCAGAAAUGUUUGGAAACGAUAUCUCAAUGAAAGUAACUGUAUUAUUUAUUGUAUUGACUCUUCAAAUGAACAACGUUUAAAUGAAGCGUAUGAUGCUUUUACAGAACUUAAACGUUCAGAUGAUAAAGACCUUCCAGUAUGUUUUAUUUUAACUAAAAGUGAUCAACUUCAACAAACAGUAGAACUUUCAGUAAAGUCAUUUAUCACAACUCAAUCUUGUAUAUCUAGUGUUAAAUAUUUUUCAAUUAAAACUGCACAAAAUGAGAUUCCUCAAGUUGAAGACAUUGCGGAUUGGUGUAUUCAACAUGCACUAUUUUAA
This is a messenger RNA of Entamoeba histolytica HM-1:IMSS, 564 nucleotides long. Its product is annotated as ADP-ribosylation factor, putative. Gene Ontology annotation, molecular function: GTP binding; GTPase activity. Gene Ontology annotation, biological process: protein localization to organelle; intracellular protein transport; Golgi to plasma membrane protein transport. The coding region runs from base 1 to 564 and encodes 187 amino acids. Lineage: Eukaryota; Evosea; Mastigamoebida; Endamoebidae. Gene Ontology annotation, cellular component: Golgi apparatus. The record is from RefSeq and is a predicted model, not a curated record. The transcript has a single exon.